GGAGUGGUGUCAGACUGCAUCUUGCUGUCUAAAGAGGUGAUAUUUCACAAUGAGGCGUGCUGCAUCUUUUCUGGUGUUGCUGCUCUGUCUGUACUGGACGAGGGCUCAGGGUGAGAGUGGAGGGGUGACAGGGAAUGAUAUCACUCAGACGGAGGUUCAGUCUGAGAUCCUGGGUGUCAUAGCAACCAGUGAUCAGACCAACAUCACCCCUGACAUCUGGGCUGAGCUGAAGGAGCUGAGAGACAUGGCCAUCGAACACAGUGUGGAGCUGAGCAACAGCAAGAGCAAGAUGGAGAAGCUGGAGCAGGAGAAUACAGCCAUACAGGCCAGACUGACAGCCAGUGAAAAUGAGGUGGUGAAGCUCAAGAUAGAGAACACAGAUCUUCAAUCCAGAGUAACAGCAUUUGAAGAUAAGAGCACAGUGUUGGAGGCCAGAAUGAACGCCACUGAAAACGAGGUGGAGGAGCUGAAGAGACAGAAUGCAGACCGACCAAAGGUGGCGUUCUCACUUGGUCUGACUGAUGCUGGACAAGUUGGACCCUUCAAUACUGACAUCACACUUAAGUUCAGUAAAGUCUUCACCAACUUUGGUCAGGCCUACAGUCCAACUACAGGUCACUUCACAGCCCCAGUCAGAGGAGCCUACUACUUCUCAUUCACUACAGUGGAUAACCGGAUCUACGUAGGGAGUGUUGUUUAUCUCUAUCACAAUGACAAGAGAGUGUUGUGGAAUCAUGAUUACAAUGAUGAAUAUGGCCACACCAAUCUUUCUAAUUCAAUGGUUCUUCAGCUGGAAAAGGGGGAUGUGGUGUACAUGGUUUUACCUGCCAGCUAUAGUGUAUACGAUGAUAGGGAUGAUCGUUCUACCUUUAAUGGAUUUCUGCUUUUUCCACUGUGAGACUAAAACGUGAGAAUUUCUUUAUCCCCCACAUUUCUUACAUAGUCUACAAACAAGUCAUACAGUAUUCAUAUGUAUAUGAAAGGAUGCACAUUGUUGCUGUGUUGGCUUUGCUCUGCAACAAACUACAUUUGAAAUAAAAUAAUGACAAUGAG
Scomber scombrus (Atlantic mackerel) is the source of this 1053-nucleotide messenger RNA. RefSeq names its product adiponectin-like. The transcript has 6 exons. Gene Ontology annotation, molecular function: protein binding. Lineage: Eukaryota; Metazoa; Chordata; Actinopteri; Scombriformes; Scombridae. The record is from RefSeq and is a predicted model, not a curated record. Bases 50 to 898 code for a protein of 282 amino acids.